Molecule: messenger RNA, 455 nt
Organism: Ceraceosorus bombacis
Lineage: Eukaryota; Fungi; Basidiomycota; Exobasidiomycetes; Ceraceosorales; Ceraceosoraceae
Source: the annotation of a GenBank genome assembly
GAACACUUCAGUCACCAUACAAGCAGUGGAUUUCAUCUGAGCGCAUACAUGCACUCGAUCGAGUCUAGACCCUCGAGUCAUCAGAGUCACAACAAGCCUGGCUCGGGCGAUGUGCAUGGAGGAAAGAGUGAAUCUCGCUCGAUUGCCUCCACGCUCUCACUUGGACUUCUGCAAGCGGAAGUCUCCUCGCGAGCCGAACCUGUAUCACUAUGCCAUGAUUGCCAACGCAAGCGUCGAACACAAAGUCCGGCAUCGCUCCCGCGGCGCUUUCAAGCUUCUUUUCUCUUCAAAAAAUUGACAAUCUUCGUUCUCGCCUGUGACAUGUCUGUGCCCAAUCUGACGAUGCGACUCCCAUUCCCCACCAUCUUCACACCCUUUGAUCCGACAUUGUGCGCACUUCCACAUGGCGCAGUUUGGGCAAGCAUUGCAACGACGCCAUUACAUUGCUCUAAAAG